Panicum virgatum (switchgrass) is the source of this 1539-nucleotide messenger RNA. RefSeq names its product transcription factor BHLH3-like. The record is from RefSeq and is a predicted model, not a curated record. Bases 195 to 1193 code for a protein of 332 amino acids. Gene Ontology annotation, biological process: regulation of DNA-templated transcription. Lineage: Eukaryota; Viridiplantae; Streptophyta; Magnoliopsida; Poales; Poaceae. Gene Ontology annotation, cellular component: nucleus. Gene Ontology annotation, molecular function: sequence-specific DNA binding; DNA-binding transcription factor activity; protein dimerization activity. The transcript has 4 exons.
CGGCCCCGCCGGGGAUUAAUUCCCAGGUUGCUUCCGUGCUCAACCCCACACGCUGCAAGUUGGGCAUGUGGUGGUGCUACCAGCCGACGGCCGCGUUCAUCACUUUGUUAUAAGCUAAGCGUGAGGGUUUGUGCGGGGUAGCAUCUAGUAUCCGUGAGAGUGAGAGAGGAGCGAGGAGGAGAGCUCGGCCGGGCAUGGAGCUCGACGAGGAGACGUUCUUGGACGAGCUCAUGUCGCUGCGGGGGGAGGCGGCGCCGUGGCAGGGCUACCCCGGCGGCGUCAUGAUGAGCGACCUCCUCUUCUACGGCGCCGACGCGAGAAGCGGCGGCGGCAUGGACCUGCCGCCGUUCCAGGAGCUGGUGCCCAUGCCGCCCGCGGCGCCCCCGCACGAGGAGUUCAACUUCGACUGCCUGAGCGAGGUGUGCAACCCUUACAGGAGCUCCGGCGUCGCCGCCCCGGGGGAGGCAGCGCCCGGCCAGACGCUCGACGCUCCCCUUCACGACGCCAUGGUGGACGAGGAGCCGAGCGGUGAUAAGGGGCAGUGCUACGGAGGCGGGGGCAGCUCCCCGACGUUCGUGUUCGGAGGAGGCGCCGGCGAGAGCUCGGAGAUGGCGCCCAUCAGGGGUGUCGGCGGCCCCCACCACAAGACCAAGCUCCACGGCGCGCCGUCAAAGAAUCUCAUGGCUGAGAGGCGCCGGAGGAAGCGGCUCAACGACCGACUCUCCAUGCUCCGCUCCAUUGUUCCAAAGAUCAGCAAGAUGGACAGGACAUCCAUUCUUGGGGACACCAUUGACUAUGUGAAGGAGCUGACAGAGCGGAUCAAAGCCCUUGAGGAGGAGAUCGGCGCCUCGCCGGAGGACCUGAACCUUCUGAAUACCUUGAAAGAUUAUUCGUCCAACAGUAACAAUGAGAUGAUGGUGAGGAACUCCACCAAGUUCGACGUCGAGAAGCGGGACAACGGGAGCACGAAGAUCGAGAUCUGCUGCCCCACAAACCCCGGGGUGCUGCUGUCCACGGUGAACGCGCUGGAGGUGCUGGGGCUGGAGAUCGAGCAGUGCGUGGUGAGCUGCUUCAGCGACUUUGGCAUGCAGGCCUCUUGCUUACAAGAGGACGGGAAGCGGCAAGUGAUAAGCACCGACGAGAUAAAGCAGGCAUUGUUUAGGAGUGCCGGGUAUGGAGGGAGAUGUCUCUAGCAGGUCGAAGUUUCAUCCAACGCAUGGAAUUGAAUAUAAAUCCGGUCGAUUAUUGGUCGUUCUUGUUCUUGAUGCCUUCCGUCCCGUGGCUUUGCUCCAUGAAUUAAUAUAGAGCUAUAUAUAUAGUAGUGUUCAUCUAUGAGUGUAGCUAGUAUGAGCCAUCUGAAUCCCAGCAAAUUAAAGAUUUGCUCAGGUAUUGUAAGUUGAUCAUUUCUUGUGGUUUGUAUAAUUUUGGAUCAUGGCUUGUAUGCAGUACUCCUGCUUGUAUGUGGGAUUAUUGAUACCAUGUAUCACGCGACAUGGUUUGGGUUAAAUGCCAAGAACCUGGAUUGUUUCUUAUGUAAGU